ACUGAGUUAAAAAAAGAAACCAAACACUACCUAAGAGUCUGACUACGCCUAAAACAUUUCUAGUGCAAUUAAACUCAGCUGCCCUCUUGCUUUCCCCCCUUCUCUCUCUCUGCUGCUGCACAGAAAUACUUUUAAGUUUCUAGUCCAGUUUUUGGGUUUUAAGGUUUCCAGAUCUAAACAGGCGAUGUAAUUUCAUUUUUCCGGGUUAGGGUUUUGUAAUGUGAAUCAAGUAGCUGCUCCCAUCUCUUGAAACUACUACUACUUAUACCUGAGGAAUAUACGAUAAUGGCGAAAUCAAGGCAACAACAAUUAGCAACUGAUGAUGGGUCUCCAACUUCAUCUGUAAGAUCAAGAGAGUUUGAUAGUCAAUUAAGAUGGUCUGAAUAUAUGGUUACUGAACCACAACAACAAUCACAGAAUUCAACUCCAUCAUCUCAAAAGGGUUUGUUGAAUAUGCAGUCAUUGGUACAGCUUAAUGAAGUUGCUCAAGGUUUAGUAGCUAAAAUGUAUAGGUUGAAUCAAAUAUUAGAUUACCCAGAUUCACUAUCUCAUGUCUUUUCUGAUGCAUUUUGGAAAUCUGGUAUUAUUCCAAAUCAUCCCAAAAUUUGUAUCAUUGUUUCAAAGAAGUUUCCAGAGCAUCCCAGCAAAUUGCAAUUGGAAAAAGUCGAUAAGAUCGCUUUAGAUUCACUGAAUGACAAUGCAGAAGUACAUUUUCAAAGGCUGGAACCUUGGAUAUCGCUGCUUUUAGAUUUAAUGGCAUUUCGAGAAGAUGCCCUACGCCUUAUAUUGGACUUGAGCAGCACAGUGAUAACGUUGCUGCCUCAUCAAAACUCACUGAUUUUGCAUGCGUUUAUGGACUUGUUCUGCUCCUUUAUCCGUGUUAGUCUAUUCUCUGAGAAGAUACCGAGGAAAAUGCUGCUGCAGAUGUAUAACCUUCUGCAUGCAAUGUUAAGAAAUGGUCGAGACUGCGAGUCUUAUCAUAGAUUGGUUCAAUUUGUAGAUUCUUAUGAUCCACCAAUUAAAGGCUUGCAUGAGGAUCUUAAUUUUGUCAGCCCACGCAUUGGGGAGGUUUUAGAGGCGGUUGGUCCUAUUAUCUUUUUAUCUACCGAUUCCAAGAAGUUGAGAAAUGAGGGCUUCUUAAGUCCCUACCAUCCUCGUUACCCAGACAUACUCACUAAUACUGCUCACCCAAUGAGGGCUCAAGAUUUAGCUAACGUAACUUCUUACCGAGACUGGGUCCUAUUUGGGUAUCUUGUUUGCCCUGAUGAACUACUCCGUGUCACAAGCAUUGAUAUUGCUCUGGUUGCACUGAAGGAAAAUUUAAUCCUAACACUGUUUAGGGAUGAGUUUAUUUUGUUGCAUGAGGAUUAUCAAACAUACGUUUUACCGAAGAUAUUAGAAUCCAAAAAGAUGGCAAAAUCUGGCCGGGCAAAGCAAAAGGAAGCAGAUCUGGAGUAUAGUGUUGCAAAGCAGGUAGAGAAAAUGAUAAGUGAAGUGCACGAGCAAGCACUAGUAUCUUGUGAUGCUAUACACCGCGAGAGGAGAAUAUUAUUGAAACAAGAGAUUGGAAGAAUGGUUCUCUUCUUUACCGACCAGCCAAGUUUGUUGGCUCCAAACAUUCAGAUGGUAUUUUCUGCAUUAGCUUUGGCGCAGUCUGAAGUCCUUUGGUACUUCCAACAUGUUGGAGUUAUAUCAUCAAAGUCUAAAGCUGUGAAGAUGGUACCAGUUGAGCUAGAUCCAAAUGAUCCAACAAUAGGGUUUCUAUUGGAUGGUAUUGACCGUCUUUGUUGUUUGGUGCGGAAGUACAUUGCCGCAAUAAGAGGCUAUGCACUAUCGUAUUUAUCAUCCUCCGCUGGUAGAAUUCGUUUUUUGCUGAACACGCCAGGCAUGGUGGCUCUUGACCUAGAUUCAACCUUAAAAGGACUCUUUCAGCAGAUUGUUCAGCGUCUUGAGAACAUACCAAGGCCACAGGGUGAAAAUGUGUCUGCUCUUACAUGCGAUUUAUCAGAUUUGCGCAAGGAAUGGUUAGCAGUAUUAAUGAUUGUCACAUCUUCUCGCUCAUCUAUAAAUAUUAGACACUUGGAGAAGGCUACUGUCUCAACGGGGAAGGAAGGUUUAUUAUCUGAAGGAAAUGCUGCUUUUAAUUGGUCAAGAUGUGUUGAUGAACUUGAAUCUCAGCUGUCGAAGCAUGGCACGUUAAAAAAGCUUUAUUUUUAUCACCACCAUCUUACAGCGGUUUUUAGAAACACCAUGUUUGGCCCAGAAGGCCGGCCUCAACAUUGCUGUGCCUGGCUUGGAGUUGCUAGCAGUUUUCCAGAGUGUGCGUCCAUUAUUGUUCCAGAGGAGGUGACUAAAAUUGGUCGGGAUGCAGUUUUGUAUGUGGAGUCUCUCAUUGAGUCCAUUAUGGGUGGACUGGAAGGACUGAUAAAUAUUCUAGACUCAGAAGGAGGUCUUGGAUUGCUAGAGACUCAGCUUCUUCCAGAACAAGCAGCUAUGCACAUGAAUCAUGCAACAAAGUUCUCAACCCCCUAUGCUAAAUCUCCAAAAGGCUUCUCUGGUUUACCGCUCCCUGGGUAUGAGAGCUACCCGGAAAAUAACAACUCUAUCAAAAUGUUAGAAGCUGCAAUGCAGAGAUUAACAAACCUUUGCUCAGUUUUAAAUGACAUGGAGCCGAUAUGUGUUUUAAACCAUGUAUUUGUUCUUAGAGAGUAUAUGAGAGAAUGCAUCCUUGGUAACUUCCGGAGGAGAUUGCUUGUGGUUCUUAAAUCUGAUAAUGAUCUUCAGAGGCCUUCGGUGCUGGAGGCAUUAAUCCGCAGACAUAUCAGCAUAGUUCAUUUAGCAGAGCAGCACAUUAGUAUGGACCUUACACAAGGCAUUCGAGAAGUCCUGCUGAUGGAGGCAUUCUCUGGGCCAGUUUCUUCCCUGCACUUGUUCGAGAAGCGGGCAGACCAGCAGACAGGUUCUGCGGUUGAAUCAGUAUGUAAUUGGUACAUAGAAAACAUUGUCAAGGACAUAUCAGGUGCAGGACUUCUGUUUGCACCUAUUCAUAGAUGCUUCAAGAGCACAAGACCGGUUGGUGGGUAUUUUGCUGAAUCAGUCACAGAUCUUAAAGAACUGAAGGCCUUUGUUCGGAUUUUUGGUGGCUAUGGUGUUGACAGGCUCGACAGGAUGAUGAAAGAACACACUGCUGCACUUUUAAAUUGUAUUGACACAGCUCUGCGGUCUAAUCGUGAGGUGCUAGAGGCAAUAGCUGGGUGCACACAGUCUGGAGAUAGAUUGGAGAGAGAAGCAAAUCUGAACCAGAUUGUGGACAUGGAUACAGUAGCUGGAUUCUGCAUUCAAGCAGGGCAAGCAUUGGCCUUUGAUCGCCUUUUAGCAGAGGCUGCUGGAGCUGUGCUGGAAGAAGGUGCACCUCUUGUAUUUUCCCUGCUGGAUGGCGUAGCUAAGCAUUUACCUAGCUUCUUACCUGAGAAGGAGGAAAUUAAAAGGUUGAGGUGUGUUGCAAAUAGUUUCGGUGUAGAUGGUGAUCAUGAUUCAGAGUGGGUGAGGUCCAUUUUCUAUGAUGUAGGGAGUGCAAGUGAUGGUUCCUGGAGCUUGCUUCCAUACCUGUUUGCUGCUUUCAUGACAUCUAACAUUUGGGACAUUACGGCAUUCAAUGUUGAUACCGGUGGCUUCAAUAAUAACAUCCACUGCUUGGCCAGGUGCAUCAAUGCUGUUAUUGCGGGAUGCGAGUUCGUUAGAUUUGAAAGGGAGCAGCAACAAAGUCGGUCUCUCUCAAACGGGCAUGUUGAAGAGGCUCAAGAAUCUGAUGUAAACAACUCUUUGUUAGUUGAAGGAAACAUUAAGUCUGCCAUGCAGGCCUUUGUGAAGUGUGCAUCAGGGAUUAUACUGGAUUCGUGGAACGAUAGUAACAGGUCUCAUCUUGUUGCGAAACUGAUCUUUAUGGACCAGCUGUGUGAGUUAUCCACAUACCUCCCGAGAAGUACACUUGAAACCUAUAUUCCAUAUGCCAUUCUUCGUUCGAUAUAUAGCCAGUAUUAUGCUAAUUCUCCAUCAAUCCCGCUUGCGUUACAAAGUCCAUCACCCCGGCUAUCACCUUCAGUAUCUCUAGCGCACAGCUCUCCUGCAUACCGACAGAACCACGGGGAAUCGACUCACUCAUUUGCUACUGAAUCUGUUUAUUCCAGAUCAACUACUCAUGGGCAAGACCAACCUUUUGACACCGACAGUGGUAGCGUACGUAGCAAUGACAGCGGCAAACAUCGGAACCUUCGUGGUUCUGGUCCUUUGGAUUAUAGUUCAAGUAGGAAAGUAAAAUUUGCGGAGGGUUCAACUUCAGGGAGUAGGGGUCCAAGUCCAUUGCCAAGGUUUGCUGUGUCAAGGUCUGGUCCAAUAGCUUAUAAGUAGUAAGAGGUAUUAAUGUGUUUUUGUAUUUUUGAUGAUUUAUUAGUUAUGUGAUAUAUGUAUCUAAUUGUUUUCUUGCAAGUUUAGGAUAGCGUGUGAGUGAGAGAGAUGGUUAGUCCAUGCAGAGAUGAUCCAAGGGCUUGCUUAUCUGUAAGGUGUUGAUGCCCACCAUUUCCCUUGGAAUUCUAAUCCCAAGAUGGGUCUAUAUAAUCUGUGGCUUUUGAACCAUCCAACUGGCCACAGUUGUUCAAGGAAGUGGAAAAUUUCAAAUAUUUAACUUAGAUGUAUUUCAAAAGAACAUUAUAAACAUUAAACAACCACAUGUUCUUAGUAUCCCAG
Messenger RNA from Papaver somniferum (opium poppy), 4743 nucleotides. Its product is annotated as protein NAP1-like. Lineage: Eukaryota; Viridiplantae; Streptophyta; Magnoliopsida; Ranunculales; Papaveraceae. The record is from RefSeq and is a predicted model, not a curated record. Gene Ontology annotation, biological process: cell migration; cortical actin cytoskeleton organization; cell projection assembly. The transcript is spliced from 24 exons. The coding region runs from base 286 to 4407 and encodes 1373 amino acids. Gene Ontology annotation, cellular component: SCAR complex.